This is a messenger RNA of Trichophyton rubrum CBS 118892, 1233 nucleotides long. RefSeq lists its product as uncharacterized. Gene Ontology annotation, molecular function: RNA polymerase II cis-regulatory region sequence-specific DNA binding. Lineage: Eukaryota; Fungi; Ascomycota; Eurotiomycetes; Onygenales; Arthrodermataceae. Gene Ontology annotation, cellular component: cytoplasm; nucleus. The transcript has a single exon. The record is from RefSeq and is a predicted model, not a curated record. The coding region runs from base 1 to 1233 and encodes 410 amino acids.
AUGCCUGCCUCUUCCCCGGAUGCGCAAAGCGAUUCAGCCGGUCAGACGAGCUCACCAGGCACUCGCGCAUCCACUCCAACCCCAGGAAGCCCGGCAAGCAUCACCACCACCACUCCCACCACCACCACCACCAGCCGGCUCCUCCGUCUGCUGCUGCUGCUGCUGCUGCUCCCGCUACAAUGCUCGAUGGCAAGGCGAGGGUCAGCUCCCGUCAGCCAGGCGGUCUCUCCCAACGUCUCGCCGCCUCACUCCUACGCUGUCCCCUAUGCGGCUCACUCGCCCUCCGCGCUCAACCCUUACGCCAGGCCAGUCACCGUCUCGGCGCCCGCCUCGGCUGCCUCCACCAUGGACAUCAACAUGCUGGCCUCGGCCGCCAGCCAGGUCGAGCGAGACCACCAGCUCGCUCCCUCUCCCACCACCGCCACCACCACCACCACCACCACCACCACGAACAACUCUACGUACAGACACCGGACAGCGUACAACCACUAUCCUCCUGCCCUGACUCCCGCAACUGUAACUACCGCCACCAGCAGCUCUCCAACUCAGAUACAAAUACCCCCUGUGCCGGGCCUCCCCCAGGCGCCAGCCAGACUGCCCUCGCUCUCCGCCUACGCCAUCUCCAUGACCCGCUCCCACUCGGACGAAGAGCAUCACCAUCACCACCAUCACCAGCACCAGCACCACGAACACCAACACCAAGACCCCCACCACCAUCACCACAGCAGCAACGGCCACAGUCACAGCCAUAACCACAACCACUACGCCUACAGGACAAAACGGUCUCGUCCGUCUUCGCCCAACUCAACGGCUCCUUCGUCUCCUACGCUCUCUCAUUCUUCUCUCUCGCCUACGCCAGACCACACCCCGCUGGCCACCCCCGCCCACUCGCCCAGGCUACGGCCGUACUCCUAUGUCUCGCCGGACCUCCAGCUGCCCUCCAUCAGACAGCUGAGUCUGGCUGCUCAUGCUCCGGCUCCUGCCCUGGCGCCCAUGGAGCCUCAUACAGACACCUCUUCCUCUCACUCCACCCUCACCCACUCCACUUACUCUGCUCCCGUAACGCCUGCAGCCACAGCCACCGUUACUCCUCCUCCGCUGGGGGCCGGUGUCAAGGGGCCGUCGAUAAGUGACAUUAUGCACCGUGCGGACGGGACGCAGCGGAAACUGCCUGUCCCCCAGGUCCCCAAGGUAGCCAUCCAGGAAGUCCCUCUAGACCUGGACAGAUAUUAA